Molecule: messenger RNA, 707 nt
Organism: Carya illinoinensis
Lineage: Eukaryota; Viridiplantae; Streptophyta; Magnoliopsida; Fagales; Juglandaceae
Exons: 2
Coding region: 81-683 (200 amino acids)
Source: RefSeq, a predicted model, not a curated record
UUCAUUCAUUCAGAGAGUGAAGUACCCAGCUUCCCAGCACUCUCCACCACCAGCGUAGAAGUUCCACACGAAGGGAGAAAAUGGAGGCCAUGACAAUUUGUAGCAGCAGCAGCAGCAGGGCAGUCCCAACUAUUAACAAUUGUACAAGGAGAAAGAACGCAAGAACACACAACUCUGCUGCUUUUACACCCCUUUUCAUUCGAUCCAUGGCUGCCCAGAAACCUCUGCCAUCUGCUACCAAAACUGUUAGCUCUAGAAAGAAUUCAGCAGUUUUUCCUCUUGGAGCGCAAGGCCCUCGGAGUAGCCCCGUGACGACUUCUUCAUCGCAGAUAAAGCUACUGACAAGGGUGGAGCAGCUGAAACUACUAACUAAAGCGGAGAAAGCUGGCCUGCUAUCGGCAGCCGAAAAGUUGGGGCUCUCUUUGUCGACUAUAGAGAAAUUGGGACUUCUCUCAAAGGCAGAGGAAAUAGGAGUCCUUUCUGCAGCAACAGAUCCGGGAACCCCGGGGGCUUUGUUGAGCCUCAGCUUAGUUCUGCUGCUUUCAGGUCCCUCGUGUGUUUACCUUGUCCCUGAGGACUAUCCCUGGCAGAUAGCAUUGCAAGUUGUGGUUGCUGUAAUCUCAGUGGUUGGUGGGUCUGCGGCUUUCGCCACAUCAAAUUUUGUAUCCAACUUGCAGAAAUAAACCUGAAUACGGCAGUUCCAACGA